AUGCAAAGAUUUUAUAUGGCAGAAUUAUUCCUUGCUAUAGAUUCAAUUCACAAAUUGAGUUAUAUUCAUAGAGAUAUUAAACCAGAUAAUAUAUUAAUUGGAUAUGAUGGUCAUAUUAAAUUAACAGAUUUUGGACUUUGUACUGGAUUUCAUAGAAUUGAUACUUCUAUUACAUUAAAAAGUCUUAUUGAAAAAGCACAAAAAGAACAAAUUAAAGUAGAUCUUGGUAUAACUACUAUGAAACAAAUGCAUGAUUAUAAACAUCGUUCUCGUGAUUUAGUAUAUUCUGUUGUAGGAACUCCUGAUUAUACAGCACCAGAAGUAUUUGAACGAGUAGGAUAUGGUAAAGAAUGUGAUUAUUGGAGUAUUGGAUGUAUUUUAUUUGAAAUGGUAUGCGGAUUUCCACCAUUUUUAAGUGAUGAUGCAGUACAAACAUGUUUAAAAAUUGUUAAUUAUCCAGAAUCUUACAAAUUUCCAUCAAGAUUAGAUUUAAGUGAUGAAGUUAAAGACCUUAUUCAUCAUCUUAUUUGUCCUGUCAAUAAAAGAUAUAGUUCUAUUGAAGAAGUUAAAGCACAUCCAUUCUUUAAAGGAUUUGAUUUUAAUUGUAUUGAGAAAAAUAUACCUCCUUAUCUUCCCAAACUAAGUUCUAUGUUUGAUACAAGUAAUUUUGAAGAUUUUGAAGAAGAAGAAAACUUUGAUACUAAAAUAUCACCUCAAGAUACAAAGAAUCUUGCAUUUGUUGGUUAUACAUACAAAGGAUUUUUAAAUGUGUGUAAUCCAAAUAAAAAGAAAAAUUCACACAGUGGUGUUACUUUAGAACAAAUAUUUACUUCACAUGAAAAUAAUAAAACAAAUUAG
This is a messenger RNA of Entamoeba dispar SAW760, 858 nucleotides long. RefSeq names its product serine/threonine protein kinase CBK1, putative. Bases 1 to 858 code for a protein of 285 amino acids. The transcript has a single exon. Gene Ontology annotation, molecular function: protein serine/threonine kinase activity; ATP binding. The record is from RefSeq and is a predicted model, not a curated record. Lineage: Eukaryota; Evosea; Mastigamoebida; Endamoebidae. Gene Ontology annotation, biological process: peptidyl-threonine phosphorylation; actomyosin structure organization. Gene Ontology annotation, cellular component: cytoplasm; cytoskeleton.